CCUUGAUUAUGUAAUACAUAUAUAUUGAAAAUGACAGAUCAUAUAAAAAUAAUAUAAAUAAUAAAUAAUUAUUAAUUAAUAUUAAUAAUUAAUAAUAAUUAAAGAUAAUAUAUUAUUAUUGCAAUCUUUCUGAAUGUUCAACUUGCGAAAAUCGCUAGUUGAAAGAUCGUAACACAAUGCCUGUCAAACGUCGCAUCAAACUUCUUGGGACGCUCUGACGCAUACGAUGUAUGCGUCACAUGCAUACAUUCGAUAGUGGAUAGUGGCGGCGAUCGGCGAUAAGGCGAUAAGGGCGGCCCGAUAACGGCCGAUACAAGCGGUUAUUAAAUCGCAUGUUUUGUGUGAGAUGUUCGCGAACUUUUCUUCUGGCGCGGCGAAGAAACGUUCACGAGCAUGUCGAAAUUGGGCACGUACGAGCUCACGCAUCCGGAGUCGUUAUCAGAGCGUCAACUCCGCGAGAUUUUAAAGAAUAGUUGCAUUGAGAUUCUUAAUUUUGAGAAACUAUGUAAAAGCGAAUUGUUAGAGAUGUAUAAACGAGUUGCCAUGCCUUUACCACAACGACAAUGUGGAAGGGCUAAGAAUUUGGAUACAGAGAUAAAUGUGGUACCAGACAAAUCUGUUAUAGCUAUAAGUAGUAACGAUAUGCAUAGCUUAACUGCAGACUUAAACAAAGGAAAUAAAAGGACAUACCAAUUGUCUCAGAUGGACAGAUUAAAGUUUCCUAUUAAUGAUCCAAAAUCAGUGCAUAAGAAAAUCCGAGUAUGUUCUACACCAAAAAUAGAAACUACCUGCAAUGGAAUUAGCAAACGUAGAUGCGACGAGCAAAACGAGAUACUAGAUAUGUCAGUAACAAUGGACGUACUGAAAUCUUUCAGGAAUCAUUAAUGAAAAAACGUCAAAAGAUUACAUGGCCAUAGAUGACUAGAGAGAAUAUAAUCCCUUUUUAUUUGUUACUAGAAAUUAAAUUUUAAGGAGCAGUAUGUUAGCAGAAUUUUAUGAAUGAGGAAUGUAUGAGAAAAGUGUAUGUAUGAUGGCAAAUGUUAUUAAUGUUUAUAAAAUAUUCUUCUAAAGAAUUAUAUUUAAGAUGUUGAAUCAUAGUAAUUUGAAUUAUGAAUUGUGAUUAAUAGAGAUAUUAACCUUACUGAUAAUUUUAUCAUAUUUUUUAAUUACUUAAUAUUUUAAUAACAUUAAAUGACAAUGUUGUGAUUUUGUGCAAAGAGUUUGCAUCACAUUAUGCAUGUGAUAAUGUGCGCACACAUCUGGACAGAUAAUAUACAUGAACAAAUAGCUAAUAG
Molecule: messenger RNA, 1295 nt
Organism: Formica exsecta
Lineage: Eukaryota; Metazoa; Arthropoda; Insecta; Hymenoptera; Formicidae
Exons: 4
Coding region: 394-885 (163 amino acids)
Biological process (GO): embryonic morphogenesis
Cellular component (GO): tRNA-splicing ligase complex
Source: RefSeq, a predicted model, not a curated record